AUGACCACUACUGAGCAGCUGCAGGUACCAGUGGUACGUGUCACGUUGCUGGGACGUCGUGGCAGUGGUAAGACCAAGUUGAUAGACUGCUUCCUGAACCACACCUUGAAGGAGGAGUGUUGGGAGCUUUCACCAACUGCUCAGUGUGACCUUUACUACAAGCUCCAUGUCAUUACCACUGAACACGCACCCAAGUCCAUUCUAGUCGAGAUCGAGGAUACACCCGGCAGCGACUUGCUCAAAGAUGCUGCUGCAUGGCGCGGACUCAAUGACGACCAGAAACUUCACGAUCCGGUCUGUCGGUACAUUAGCUCCACUAGCGCCCCCGCUAUCACUCGCAAUGCCGACGAUGUGGGCUUAUUCAACAUGUUCCCUUUACCCUGGCGAAAAGACCUUACGCUUGUACCCAUCACGCCUCACCGGAUGGGCUAUAUGUUGGUCUUUGACCUGACGGAGGAAAAGACGUUUCUGGAGGCGGUGCAAUUACACCAGUUAUUGAAGACGUACAAAACGCGUGUGGACAACAGCAUGGCGUUGAUUGUGUACCUAGCGGGAACCAAAUGCGACCGGGUGGCAGAGGGGCGAAUCAACGAGUUGGCGGAGGCCUACGCCACCAAGGAAAGGAUCCCGUACAAACGCGUGAGUGGUGUCUCUGGCUACGAAGUCGCUUCACUCUUCUCCGUCCUCGCGACAGACCUCGCCGGCUCGCCCCUCGCCUUCCAGGAGAUCACAGCCCUCCUGGCCGGCCAGGCAGAUGUCGAAGACGAAGAUGACGACCUCGCAGACCAGGAUGCUUGA
Molecule: messenger RNA, 798 nt
Organism: Gregarina niphandrodes
Lineage: Eukaryota; Apicomplexa; Conoidasida; Eugregarinorida; Gregarinidae
Product: Ras family protein
Exons: 2
Coding region: 1-798 (265 amino acids)
Molecular function (GO): GTP binding; GTPase activity
Source: RefSeq, a predicted model, not a curated record